GUGAGGGACAUACAAGUCAUAUAAGAUGGGACAUAGCCUUUCUUUUUUGCAAAACCAUUGAUGCUGGUAUAUACUUCACAGAACCACAACCAACACAGGGUCCAACAUGUCAUCUGCAUCUUUCCAAGGAAUAGUACGUCCUUUUGUAAUUGCAAUUCUUAUACUGGGUUGUUUUUGGAUUUUAAUUUUUACUUAUUUUUAUUUCAUGAUUCCCACUUCCUGGCUAUCAAGUCAAGCACCUGCACCAAUGGUGGAACACUUUAGUUCCAAAAAGGAACAAGACCAGACUAUUAUACUAAUCUGGAUGUGGCCAUUUGGUGAAGCCUAUGAUCUCAGCUCCUGUAGUGCUCUGCUUAACAUUGAUGGUUGUUACCUAACAGCAGACCAAAAUAUGUACAGCAAGUCAGAUGGGGUUAUCUUCCAUCACAAUGACAUUAGCUGGGAUUUAUCCAACAUGCCACAAUCACAGCGCCCACCAUUCCAAAAAUGGGUGUGGAUGAACCUAGAAUCCCCCACAAAUUCAAGAAGGAAUCCUGCUCUCAAAAGCCUGUUCAAUUUGACUAUGAAUUACAGGCAGGAUGCUGAUAUUGCGAUGCGUUAUGCAACAAUUGUUAAAACUGAGGAGAAUAACUUCAAAAUACCAAGCAAAAACAAGUUGGUGUGCUGGAUUGUGAGCAACUGGAACCCAAGUCAGAUCAGAGUGGCAUACUACGAUGUGUUGAAGCAAUACAUUGAUAUAGACGUCUAUGGAAGGGCCUUUGAGAAACCAGUCAGCAGUCAAGACUUUGAUGCCACAAUUGCCAGUUGUAAAUUCUAUCUGUCAUUCGAGAACUCAAUCCACAAAGACUACAUCACUGAAAAACUGUACAACCCAAUGAUUGUAGGCACAGUGCCAAUUGUUCUUGGGCCAUCAAGACAGAACUAUGAGAACUUUGUCCCAGGUGAUGCCUUCAUACAUGUAGAAGAUUUUUUCUCCUCCAAAGAGCUGGCUGAACACAUCCUGUUCUUGGACAAGAAUGAAGACAUGUACCAACGAUACUUCUACUGGCGUAGACACUUCAAAGUAAAGAAGACUGAUCCAUUUCUCAUAGGCACAUGUCUUACCUGUACUUAUAUUAGGACACACGAUAAGGAAUACAAAGUUACCAGUAACCUUGACAAAUGGUACUGGGGAUGAUAAAAAGCAUAAUAUGUGGAAUUUGCUGAAAGCUGCUUUUUUACCAUAUACCCAGUGCUUGUGGAGUGAAGGAUGUCCAUUCCUCACCCUUUUUCAUAAUUUCAAAUAUAAAAAUAUUUAUUUCUCAUGUAAAAUGCUGCACUCAAAUUAACUAACAGACACAGAAUUUAGCAUAAUUUAAUUUAAUUUCCAUAAUUUAAUUCAUUUGAGUCUUAUGGUGGC
Molecule: messenger RNA, 1399 nt
Organism: Conger conger (European conger)
Lineage: Eukaryota; Metazoa; Chordata; Actinopteri; Anguilliformes; Congridae
Product: 4-galactosyl-N-acetylglucosaminide 3-alpha-L-fucosyltransferase 9-like
Exons: 2
Coding region: 107-1177 (356 amino acids)
Cellular component (GO): membrane
Molecular function (GO): alpha-(1->3)-fucosyltransferase activity
Source: RefSeq, a predicted model, not a curated record